AUGUCAAUCACCACGGAAACACUUGUACUUCCUCGCCCAGGUCAAGAAAGGGUUGAGGAAAAGCCGCCGAUUCCUGGCCCCACGGAAUCAGCAUUUACCGAUACCUUUGGGGCUCUCCUACCGCCUGCAAAAUAUCUAUAUACCGCCAAUGGAAGGGCUGCAUACUACGAAAUCCUUCCAACUGCGCCCGGCAAUGGCUUUACGACACUUGACCGCGUACUACUCAUUCAUGGAGUGCAGACACCAGCCCUAGGCCUCUUUCCUCUGGUUCGCGCCCUGCAAAAGGUGUUUCCGCAGACGCAUUUUGUACUCUUCGAUCACUGGGGUCACGGGUUGAGCGACACACCAUAUCGUCCGCAUGAUCAGCGUCUGUUCCAUGGCCUGAUUGAUGCGCUACUGGAUCAAUUAAAUUGGCCGACUGUGCACCUCAUCGGAUACUCGUUCGGCGGAGCGUUGUCGCCUGCAUAUGUUGCAGCCCACUCGGCAAAAGUGAAAAGUUUUAUUCUUGUCGCACCAGCUGGGCUCAUGCGGCUAUCAGAUCUGAGCCCUGAAGAGCAGGGCCAUAUGCGCGGUGACGGCAACGAGACUGCGGCACAGGAAUGGGUGCACAGCUGGCUCGAAGGUGGCAAACUUGUGGUGCCAGGUGAUUGGGAGGAGCGGGUUGCAGAAGGUCAAGUUGUGGCUCCAGCAGUAAAGAGAUGGCAGUUGCAGAAGCACGCAGGACAUGCAGCGUCCGUCGUCGGGAUAAUUCGUGACGGCGGUGUUUUCAACAACUACGAUGCCUUUUCUGAGGCUUCACGCACGGGGAUUCCUUCUUUAGCUAUCUUGGGUGAGCUAGAUGACAUUGUGAACGAGCAGACUCUCAGAGAUGUCGGCAUCACGAACGUGGAAGUUGUCUCAGGCGCUGGGCAUGGUGUAGUCAGGGACAAUGUACCAGAAGUCGCUACUGCCAUCACUGCUUUUUGGCACCAGAUAAGCCCGGAUGGUAAAUAG
This is a messenger RNA of Paraphaeosphaeria sporulosa, 993 nucleotides long. RefSeq names its product alpha/beta-hydrolase. The coding region runs from base 1 to 993 and encodes 330 amino acids. Lineage: Eukaryota; Fungi; Ascomycota; Dothideomycetes; Pleosporales; Didymosphaeriaceae. The transcript has a single exon. The record is from RefSeq and is a predicted model, not a curated record.